Messenger RNA from Beta vulgaris subsp. vulgaris (sugar beet), 532 nucleotides. RefSeq lists its product as uncharacterized. Gene Ontology annotation, cellular component: membrane; photosystem II. NCBI's taxonomy places the organism in Eukaryota, Viridiplantae, Streptophyta, Magnoliopsida, Caryophyllales, Amaranthaceae. Gene Ontology annotation, biological process: photosynthesis. Bases 10 to 354 code for a protein of 114 amino acids. The transcript has a single exon. The record is from RefSeq and is a predicted model, not a curated record.
UAAUAAAUAAUGGCUUCUCUAACAGCAGUUUCAAUGGCUACUCCAAUCACAACUACCAAAACUACCUUCUUUAGCCCAUUACCCAUGAAGACACAAAGGGCUACAUUGAUGGGCCAGAAGCCCAGAGGUAUGGGCCUUAAAGUCCAGGCUUCAUUGAAGGAGAAAGCUAUUACUGGGCUUACUGCAGCAGCCCUAACAGCUUCAAUGGUGGUUCCUGAUGUUGCAGAAGCUGCUGAGUUGGCACCUUCAUUGAAGAACUUCUUGCUCAGUAUUGUGGCUGGUGGAACUGUGUUGGGUGCUAUUGUUGGUGUUGUUAUUGCUGUGUCCAACUUUGACCCUGUUAAACGAGCUUAAUUGUUUGCUCACUCUAUAUUUUUAGUUGUACUUAUUGCUUUAGUUUUGUGAUUUCAUGUGUAUUAUCAUCUGUCACAACACCCCACCCCCCCUUCAUUUGCUUUUGAUGUAACUUAAUUUGUUAUGUCAAAAUGACAUUUGAUCAUGGUUCAAUUUUAUCAUUCAUACAUUUCAUAGA